AUGGCUGAUCCAGAGAAGAGAAUUGGUCAGGUGGAGAUUGAGCCUGUUGCUAAGGAUGUUGUCUUUGGUCAAGUCGUUGAGCUGAAGAAUGAGUCGGGCGAUAACCUACCAAACAAGGAGUUCCAAGAUGACCUUAAUGUCACGACCGAUGACUAUAUCCAUGCAAGAGAGGAAGCACAGAGCUUCACUCUCGAGCAGACGAGAGACAUGAUGGCUAAAGUUUGGAAGAUUCACGAGCUCGAUCCCAACUUCCCGGACAGCAUCCUCGACAAGAUCAAGGAAUUCCUGUUCAACGAGGAUGUUCUCGUCAACCCUGACAAGCAUGCAGACCUCAUCGCCGAGGUCAAGAUCGAGGCCGCCUUGAUCGUGAACAACUCGCCGUACGCCGAGGUCAGAGCCGUUGUCGACAACACCGACGAUCCCAACAUGCCGUGCGCUUCCCUCCGCGCAUACAUCAUUGGACUGGUCUUUGUUGCUCUGCUUGCUUUCAUCAACCAGCUGUUCUCCAUCAGACAGCCUUCUAUCACCGUCGAAGCAAACGUCGCUCAACUCCUGGCCUAUCCCGUCGGGGUUGCUGCCGCAAGAUGGCUUCCUGACAAGGGCUUCACUCUGUUCGGAACGCGCCACAGUCUGAAUCCUGGACCUUUCUCUAAGAAGGAACACAUGCUCAUCACCAUCAUGGCUAAGGUCGGCGCCAAUCUGCCGUACACCGACUACGUCGUCUGGGUACAGUUCCUCCCUCACAUGUUCAAUCAGAGCUGGGCUGGCUCAUUCGGAUAUCAACUCGUCAUCGCUAUGGGCACCAACUUCAUCGGCUUCGGCCUCGCUGGUAUUUGUCGUCGCUUCCUCGUUUAUCCCGCUUACUGCGUCUGGCCCACUUCUCUUGUGACCAUGGCCCUGAACAACUCCUUCCAUGACCCUUCCAAUCCUUCCGUCAUGGGCCCCUUCAAGAAGGUCUUCACAAUGUCCAGGCUCAAGUUCUUUGUCCUCACGUUCACUGCCAUGUUCUUCUAUUUCUGGUUCCCAAAUUUCAUCUUUGGAGCCCUCAGCACUUUCAACUGGAUCAACUGGAUUGCUCCAAACAACCUCAAUCUAUCGACUGUCACCGGCAUGAACAAUGGACUUGGCUUCAACCCCUUCCCUACAUUCGAUUGGAACAUCCUACUGUGGGAUCAGAUGGAUCCUCUGAUGGUACCCUUCUUCAACACCAUUAACCGAUUUGUUGGUGUGCUUAUCUCCGGCUUCGCUGUGCUUGGUAUCUGGUAUACCAAUACCUUCAACACCGGUUACAUUCCCAUCAACUCCAACAAGGUCUUCGACCACUAUGGCAAGUUGUACAAUGUCACUCGUACUCUCGACCACCGUGGCUUGUUUGAUGCAGAGAAAUACACCGCUUACUCGCCUGCCUACCUGAGUGCUGCCAACUUGACUGUCUACGCAUGCUUCUUCGCCAUCUACACCGCCACCAUCUCGUAUGCCUUCAUGUAUCACCGCCAUGAGAUUAUGAUGGGCUUCAAGAACCUUUUCCAUCGUGGUGAGAGGGAAGAGUACAACGAUGUUCACAAUCGUUUGAUGUCUGUCUACCCCGAAGUCCCUGAAUGGUGGUACCUCAUUUGCCUGUGCAUUUCGGUCGCCUUUGGUUGCGCCGGUAUCGCCGCAUGGCCAACAUACACCACUGUUGGUACUGUCUUCUACGGUCUUGCUCUGUGCCUCGUCUUCAUCAUCCCAAUUGGUAUCAUUAGAGCCAUCACUGGUAUCCAAGUCACUCUUAACGUCCUGGCCGAGUUCAUCGGAGGAGCUUGGGUUGGAGGCAACGCUCUGGCAAUGAACUUCUUCAAGUCCUUUGGCUACGUCACUUGCGCUCACACCGUUCAAUUCUUGAACGAUCUGAAGCUCGCUCACUACACUAAGAUCCCUCCUCGUCACGCUUUCUGGGCUCAGAUGGUAGCAUGUUUCGUCUCUACCGUCGUCUGCACUGGUGUGCUCAACUUCCAGAUUCACAUCAAGGAUGUGUGUACCACCAGCGCACCCAACCGCUUCUACUGCCCUGGAAACAACACUUUCUUCACCGCUUCCGUGCUUUGGGGCACCCUGGGUCCUCACAAGGUCUUUGGCCAGGGCGGACUGUACACUCUGCUCCUCAUUGGAUUCCCCGUCGGUCUCGUCGUGCCUCCGAUUCUCUACUACGUUACUCGCGCCUUCCCUCAGAAGAAGUGGCUGCGUCAAAUCCACCCCAUCGCCAUCAUCUACGGCGCUCUCACCUGGGCACCUUACAACAUGUCCUAUGUCUGGCCCCAAGUCCCCAUUGGUUUCAUGGCUAUGGUGUGGCUCAAGACUCGUUACUUGGCAUGCUGGGCCAAGUACAACUACGUGCUCAGCGCUUCUUGGUCUGCUGCCAUCGGUAUCUCUGCCAUCAUCAUCUUCUUCAGUGUGCAAUACUCUGGCAAGGUGAGUCUUGAUUGGUGGGGUAACGAGGUGUCGAGUAUGGGUUGCGAGGGUACUGCCUGCACGCGCCUUCACUUGGCUAAGGGAGAGUUCUUUGGCCCUCGAUCUUGGUAG
Molecule: messenger RNA, 2559 nt
Organism: Aureobasidium namibiae CBS 147.97
Lineage: Eukaryota; Fungi; Ascomycota; Dothideomycetes; Dothideales; Saccotheciaceae
Product: OPT-domain-containing protein
Exons: 3
Coding region: 1-2559 (852 amino acids)
Biological process (GO): transmembrane transport
Molecular function (GO): oligopeptide transmembrane transporter activity
Source: RefSeq, a predicted model, not a curated record